AUGCAUCUGUCUACCCUCUUCCAUAUCAUCGCGGCAACCGUCAUAGCUGUCCAAUGCUUCAGAAAUCCCUUCGUCACCCUCACUAUUCUAUCUGCGGUAACAUUCAUCACUCGUGAUCAAGGCUCUCCGUCCUCUCCCAAGCUCGUCGAACCUGGCGCUCCCACCUCGACACAUCCUCAGUCUACUCUCGAUCAUGAGAAGUCUGCACACGAUGUUCUCAAGGAGCAAACCGCAACCAAUACCGAUAGGCACGAUACCCCCGACCUCGAAGAGCACGCGCAGGCAGCCCUCGCCUUCCGGGCCGGCGCUGCCGAGGCACGCAUCGAGGUCAUGGAGAUGGAGCACGUCAUGACGAAGAAAACCUUCGCCACGUACCGCGAACGGACCAUAGCUCGUCUCCGGGAGAAAGAGGACGCGCUCGAGCAGAAGAAAGACGAAAUCGAAGACAAGGACGAGAAACUCGCUUCCCUCCAGGCGCAGCUGGCCGACGCGCGCUUGGAAGCGGCAACUAGCAUUCGCGAACGAGAUGUCCAGAUCAAGGCUUUCAAGACCGAGCGGGACGAGGUACUCCGACAACACAGGGACAGCACCAAGCGGGCUGCCGAUGCCCUUGCGCAAGCAGAAGUCGCGAUCUUCGAGUGUGACCUAGCGUGCGAAGUAGCCCAGACCAGCGAAGAAGACACUACCACCCUCAUGCUCGCCCUCGCGCAAGCUGGGAAGCAUGCACACAUCGCCGAACGCGAGCUCGAUGCCACCGCCUCCCACGUUCACGAGAUGGAGAAGCAACUCGGAAUCGCGCUCGCCAUCGGCGCACGAGAAGUGUUCUCCUUGAAACGCGAUCUCGCUCAAGCCAAGCACGAGCUUGCCACUUCCGCUCUUUCAGCACCUCCCACUCCCUCCACCGGCACCGAUACGGAGAUGCUCCUCGCUGCCCUCGAGCAGGAACGCCGACGGGCCGACCACCACAUGACUCGCGCUGACCGCGCCGAGCUCUCGCUGCACAACCUCUCCCGCAUGAGCGACAAGGGCGACUCGGAGCUCGAGGAAGCGCUCUCGAACCUCGAAGCGACGCAGUCCGCGCUGAAUGCGGAGCGCAAGCUCAGCGGCCAGUAUCUCGACACGGCAUGGAAGUACCACGCGGUGCACGAGGAAGCCGACUCGAGCCUCGCGCAGCACAAGGAGAAGGUCUCUCAUCUCUCCGACGUCGUUGUCGAUGUCAAGUUCGCGUCUGCGAAGCUCCGAGCACGAUGCGAGCUACUCGAGAAUGUUCUGGUUGGGCACGACGGUGCGAGUGAAGAGCUGGCGAGGCGAGAGGCGAUGGAGGCGGAGGCGGCUCGGCUUCGACGAUCAGAAGCUGACGCCGCACGCGCGCAGGUGCUACUCAUGCUCCUCAUUGAUCACGACGGCAAAGUCACCACGGAUCACGACGCGAUCCACAUUGCUGGCCAGUCAGAGUUCAGCAUGCCAUCGGGCAAAGAUCCUCUCCCCAGUUUCGUGCAGCACACCUCCGCCGAUUCGGUUAAAGAGACACUUUCCUCGCUCGCGAGCUUCGCAUCCUCGACAAGCCCGAUGUCAAUAAUGAGCAGCGGAUCGUUCGUCAACCUCCUCGACCUGUUCCCCAUGCCGCCUACGAACUGCCCCAGCAUCCCCAACGCUGGCCGCCGACCCGCGAAGCGCUCCAAGCUCAUCGAUUCCGACGACUCCGAUUCUGAGUCCUGCUACUCGGCUGGCGGUGACGAUGACGAGGAUGGCGGUGUGGACAGCGAUGAAAGCUUCGAGGCGGGCAGCAUCAGUGAUGACGAGUCGUGUUGUUCGACGACGAGCACCGCUACUGCCACCUCCGCUUGGACAUCAGCUUCGACGACCACCUCCGGCGCGGGUUCGAUGACGUCCGCCGGACCUGAAGACGAACCGUAUGGCGCGAAGCCUGUCUCCUGCUCCUCCUCUUCCAAAUUCGAGUGUUUCUCGUCGACCAUGGAGGAGUACUGCGGCGCGCCUGCAUCCUCAAUCCCUCCAAUUGGGCAAUAUUUGGAGGGCACCGAGAACAACGACUGUUGAUGCAAUGGACCGCGCGUCGCUGUUUUUUUUUGUCUUUCGGGUUUACUUUUAUUUUUAUUUUUGUCUAUUCUCCUGAG
Coniophora puteana RWD-64-598 SS2 is the source of this 2135-nucleotide messenger RNA. RefSeq lists its product as uncharacterized. The coding region runs from base 1 to 2058 and encodes 685 amino acids. Lineage: Eukaryota; Fungi; Basidiomycota; Agaricomycetes; Boletales; Coniophoraceae. The record is from RefSeq and is a predicted model, not a curated record. The transcript is spliced from 4 exons.